CAAUAAUGAAUUGUAUUUUCAAUUCUUUAUCUGGCAUUUGUUUAUACUUUUAAAAUAUUAUUUUGCCAUUGUUCUCUGCUCACGCGUGCGAGUAACCUACGCGUCACAGUCUCCCACGAAAAGUACGCGGUAUAGAAUGUACUGCCUCAGGCACCAACAAGCUUUUUUGGCCCAUAUGUGACCUCCAUGGUCAGUAUAUGGAAUAUGUGAAACCCAACACGGCAAUUGCGAUUCAAGAGCAGAAACACCACCCUAUCAAGAUGUCCUCAUAACCAGCCACUUAAGCAACUUGCUUAAGACCAGUUUCUCCCAGCCAACAAUGUGGAUUUCCACCCCAUACCCACCACCACCACGAUCAUGACCUCUACCACCACCACCACCACCAACCCCACCCACCUCCUCCGCGCCCUCCUCCGCACCUGCUCCUACCUCCCCGACGGCCCCUCACGCCACUACUUCCACGCACACAUCCUGCACCGCUUCCGGCACGUCACGACCCCAACCCUUGGUGCCUACCGCGCGCGGAAAACCCUCUCCCUGCUCACGCGAGCUACAAACGGGGACCUCCCCGCCCUCACCAAAGUCCUCCAGCACACCUACGGCCGCGCGGGCCAUAGGCGACACACCCUCCUCAAUGCCUUCCUCACCGAACAAAGAGCACACGACGAUGCCGAGCCGCCCACCGCCGUAUCCCCGGCAGUACGCCGCGUCCUCGUGCCCCCGACACAAAUCGCACCCAUGGGCGGGGCCUUCGUGCCCGCGAAACCGCACGAUGCGCCGCCGACGGCCUUUGAGCGGCUCCUUGCCGAUCAGAUCCUGCGCUAUCCCGCGAGGAGUAACCGCACCCAGCUGAAGAUAGCGUAUGCGCCUAUUCCGCUGGAGAAUGUGUUCCUGAGACCGACGUCGGCGAAGCGGGAGGAGGGGAUGAGGAAGAGAUGGUUGGUAGAUACGAUGGAGAGGAUAUUGCCGCCGCUGCCGAAGGAGGAGUGGAAUCGGUUGCGGGAUUUGGCGACGGGGGUGGUGGAGUGGGAGGGUGCGCCGAAGAGGAGGACGCGGGUUGGAGGGAAGGAGGGGGGUGGGGGGUUGCUGAGCGUGGAGUAUCUUAAGUCGCCGAUUAGGCAUGCGCAUUCGAAGGUGCGGAAGGCGGAGAUUGACCAGCGCGACUGGCAUGAGCUGACGCCCAACUAUAUGCAGCGGAUGUAUGCAAGAAUCUGGGAGCUGUGCCCGAAGGCCCGCUGGGACGAGGAGCUGCGCGACUGGGUAUAUACCUGGGGCGGGACCAAGAUCGCUGCGAAUAUGGGCGAGCCGAAGAAGCUUGCACAGCGUGAUCUGAGUUUGUUUGAAGGGAUCGAGGGUCUAGACAGAGCGCAUGUGAAGGCGAAAAAGAGAACACCAUCUAAGAAAAAGGUGAUAUCCCAGGAGGAUAUAGAUUCUAGGGAAACAGUCUCGAGCAACGACUAGAUACGACCGCGAGAGAACCGCCAGUCGUCCGGAUUUUGUAAGAUACAGAACCCAUAUAUAGACUGUAUAAUAAUAUGUACAAUACCAAUACCAC
Pseudogymnoascus verrucosus is the source of this 1555-nucleotide messenger RNA. RefSeq lists its product as uncharacterized. The transcript has a single exon. The record is from RefSeq and is a predicted model, not a curated record. Lineage: Eukaryota; Fungi; Ascomycota; Leotiomycetes; Thelebolales; Thelebolaceae. Bases 358 to 1461 code for a protein of 367 amino acids.